Oryza sativa Japonica Group (Japanese rice) is the source of this 2013-nucleotide messenger RNA. RefSeq lists its product as uncharacterized. NCBI's taxonomy places the organism in Eukaryota, Viridiplantae, Streptophyta, Magnoliopsida, Poales, Poaceae. The record is from RefSeq and is a predicted model, not a curated record.
ACACACAAUGGCUCUGCAACCUCCUCCUCCACCUCCACUUCCACCUCCGGCGGUGGCACUCAUCAUUGCCGCCGGCGGCAUCUACACUCAUGCAUCUGUCGACUCCAACACCAACCCAAAGGCCAACGGCAGCAAGAUGAGUGUGGAAUCGCUGUUGUAUAUGGUGGCGACGAUCGCCGUUGCCGCACUGCUCCUCGUCGGCGUCAGAAGCGUAAUCCAUUGGUGCAUCAGCUAACUGAAGAAGAAGAAGCAGAGUGUCAGCAAGCAGCCGACAACGAUGGAGACGGCGACGGCCCCGCCGUCUGGGCCCCACUUCACCGGCCCCAUAUACACCGUCAACGUCUUCAACUACGGCGGCGUCGGCGGCUACAGUGACGUCGGCAGCUACGGCUACGGCGACGGCGACGGCAAUGGCGACGGCUACAGCUACAGUGACGGCGACGGCGACGGCGAGUGCCAGGCUCCCCAAGCGGCCUGGAAUUACUUUAUGAGCUCAUAAUUGCUGGAAAUAAACUCGCCAUGGUAUGUUCAUGGCGUGAGUGAGCCUGUGCGUGUGUGUGUGUGUGUGUCUGUGUUGUGUAGUGUGCGUUGUGUGCGUCUUGUUAGGUCGAUCGAGUCAUGAUCGCGAGUGCAGGGGUGCUGCAGAGCGCUCGGUCGGAGUUUGUUAGAGGAGUGGUGUGCGUGGCGCAUGGUUCGGGAAGGAAGCCGCGUCGUCUGGGCGAGCGUGUGGCUCACGGCGACAUCAAGCGGGUCCUGUGGAACGUGGCGUAAUGGCCGGCAUGGAGGCUAGCUCCUGGUGUGUCCCCGGACUAUAAGAAGCCUCUAUACUCCUUCAUUUGUUAUUUUGUUUGUGUUCAUGAGUGUGAGAGUGUUCCUAGGCUAAGCCAACAUUUGGUAUCAGAGCCUGGAGAUGAAGAUCGGAGAUGGCUCGACCUCCGAUGCCUCCGUGGAGCGCGUCGUGCCCAAUUCCAGCGUCAUGGAGCUGCUGCUGCUAACCAGGGCCAACUACCAUCAGUGGGCCUUGGUUAUGCGGGUGAGCUUGGAGGCGCUGGAGUUGUGGGACGCGGUGGAAGCGGUCACCAAGGAUAGGCGGGCGUUGGCCACCAUCUUGCACGCGGUACCACCGAAGAUGAAGGUCGGGCUCGCCGUGAAGACGUCGGCGAAGGAAGCGUGGGACUCGGUGAAGAAGAUGCGAGCCGGCGACGACCGCGUGAAGUCAGCGAGUGUGCAACGCUUCAUGAAGGAGUUUGAGAACAUGAUGUUCCGCGACGGGGAGACCGUCGGCGACUUUGCGAUGCGCAUCAACGGGCCCACCGCGAGCCUGCGUGACCUUGGGGAGGAGAUAGAAGACAGCCACGUGGUGAAGAAGGUCCUGCGCGUGGUCCCGAAGAGGUUGAAGCAAGUCACGGUGGCAAUUGAGAUGCUCGAGGACAUGGAUGAUAUGUCCGUUGAGGAGCUCGUCGGGCGGCUGCAAGUGGCGGUGGACGCCGACGUUGAAGAUCAAACGGAGGUCCAUGGCGGGCAGCUACUUCUCGCUGAGGAGCAGUGGGAGGCUAGCAGGCGUCAACGCGGCAGCAAGCAGCACACAGGCAGUGGGGUGCGCCAUGACAAUGGCAAGAAAGGCGACGACCAUGGUGGAGACUGCGAGGAUGACGAUGACGACGGCAGCAGCACGAGCUCAGGGCUGGAUCGACAGGAUCCCGUCGAAUGUGCUCCACUUGAUAGGAUCCCGUCGAAUGCGCUCCAUUCGAUUGCCUGGCUUGUCAAACUAAGCUAGUUCAACAGGUCCCUAUUUUUGCAAAUAAAUCCGGAUACCAACUUUUGUUUUUGUGACUUUUUAUUAAAAUAAUAAUAUUUCUAAGAAAAUGCCAGCGCACACCACGAGUGUGUUUGGGUCUACAUGCAUGUAGUAGAGUACGCGGACAUCUGAUGUUUGAUAAAAGAUGUCCCUCCUUUUUGUGGCUUUCUCUGUUUUUUUCACUGGAACAAAUAAGAUGUCCCUCCUUUUUUUAA